Acinonyx jubatus (cheetah) is the source of this 977-nucleotide messenger RNA. RefSeq names its product WAP four-disulfide core domain protein 15A-like. The record is from RefSeq and is a predicted model, not a curated record. The transcript has 2 exons. Lineage: Eukaryota; Metazoa; Chordata; Mammalia; Carnivora; Felidae. Gene Ontology annotation, cellular component: extracellular region. The coding region runs from base 369 to 632 and encodes 87 amino acids. Gene Ontology annotation, molecular function: peptidase inhibitor activity.
GGAUACACAGUGAGAAGAGAGGAGUCUGUGCGAUCUAACGAGCGCCCCCGGGGAAAGCCAGUUCCCUCCUACUGCCUCAAAAUCCACUCCAUAAAGCACGAAGAAUCAGGGGCCAGGCCAGCCCGGACCCUCCCUGAAAAGGCGGGAGCUCUCCUGGGGUCUCGCACGUUACAAAGUGACGCCUAGGAGUUCUUGCAGAGCCUCUCCUAGGGGGUGUGGGGAAGGAAACUGCUGCUCUUUCCUGGUCCCAGAGAGGCACCUGUGACCUUGGACCCUGGGAACCACAGCGCCCCCUUCUGGCGGGCCCCCGCCAGAGGCGAUAUAAGCCAAGAAUCUGACCGCGCGUUAGGCACACACUUGGCCGCGCCAUGAAGCUGCUUGGCCUCUACGCGCUCGCCGUGAUCCUCCUCCUCCUCCUCCUCCUCCUCGUCUGCCUGCACACGGCGCAGCCCGCGAAGCGGAAGCGGCAGAGGCCUUACGAGAAACCUGGCUAUUGCCCAGAGUUUCUUCUUGAAUGCCCUUUCACCCUCUUCCCUGCGUGCAAGCGCGAUAAGGGUUGCCGCAGGACGAAGAAGUGUUGUUUCUACAACUGCAAGAAGCAGUGUCUGGAGCCCUUGACAAGCUGGGAUUGAGGUGAGACACCGCCACCCCCGCCCCAACCCCGCGUCUGCUGCUCUAGCCUCUGCCGCAGGAAUGUUCCCGAAGAACACGGUGUCCCGGAGGGAAUCGAGAACCGUCACUGCCCUGAGAAACCUUGGAGAACAGAGCUUUACAAUUGGGAUCUACCCUGAAAUUCGUCUCGUGGGCCCUAGAGAGGGAGGCCCCAAGAACCCCUUCCGAGGAAAAGGCGCAGUUUAAUUUCCUGUAAUAGACAUCACGCCUUUCUUUUGAAUGGUGGUGCCGUUUGGAUGAAGUGAUCUCCAAGCCCCUCAACUGUUCCCGAAUUUUUAGUAUGAUUAUUUUCAAUUGCCAUUGUU